AUGAGGAGAGAUAAUGAGAGUACAGUGUCUGAGUUCAUCCUCCUGGGGCUCCCCAUUCGAGCAGAGGACCAAGCUGUGUACUCUGCCCUGAUCCUGGUCAUGUACCUGACAACUGUGCUGGGGAACCUGCUCAUCAUCCUGCUCAUCAGGCUGGACUCUCACCUCCACACCCCCAUGUACUUCUUCCUCAGCCACUUGGCCUUCACAGACAUGUCUUUCUCCUCAGUCACAGCUCCAAAAAUGGUCAUGAAUAUGCUAACACGAAGUCAGUCCAUCUCAUAUGCUGGCUGCAUUACCCAGGUAUAUUUCUUUUCAUAUUUUGGUGAUCUCGAGAGCUUUCUUCUGACUUCAAUGGCCUAUGACAGGUAUGUGGCCAUCUGCCACCCUCUGCACUAUUCACAAAUUAUGAGUGGGAACCUCUGUGUUCUUCUAGUAGUAAUAUCCAUGGCCUCAUCUACUGCCAAUUCCCUUGUUCACACUCUACUCUUGAUGAAGAGAAUGGAGAAGGAUAAUGAGAGCACUGUGUCUGAGUUCAUCCUCCUGGGGCUCCCCAUUCGAGCAGAGUAUCGAGGCCUGUACUCUGCCCUGUUCCUGGCCAUGUACCUGACAACUGUGCUGGGGAACCUGCUCAUCAUCCUGCUCAUCAGGCUGGACUCUCACCUCCACACCCCCAUGUACUUCUUCCUCAGUCACUUGGCCUUCACAGACAUCUCUUUCUCAUCAGUUACAGCUCCAAAGAUGCUCAUAAAUAUGCUGACACACAGUCAGUCCAUCUCAUAUUCUGGCUGCGUUUCCCAGGUAUAUUUUUACAUAUUUUUUGGUGAUCUUGACAGCUUUCUUCUGACCUCCAUGGCCUAUGACAGGUAUGUGGCCAUCUGCCACCCUCUGCACUAUACCAGCAUCAUGAGUCAGACCCUCUGUGUUCUUCUAUUAGUUGUGUCCUGGGCCUUAUCUACUGCCAAUUCCCUUGUGCACACCCUUCUCUUGGCUCGCCUAUCUCACUUCAGAAACAAUACCAUCCCCCACUAUUUCUGUGACCUCUCUGCCUUGCUGAAGCUGUCUAGCUCAGACAUCACCAUUAAUAAGAUGGUCAUACUUCCUUUAGGUACUGUGGUCAUUACCUUACCGUUCAUAUGCAUUCUGGUCUCUUAUGGCUGCAUAGGGGUCACCAUUAUGAAAAUUCCCUCUAUCAAGGGAAUCUGCAAAGCCUUGUCCACAUGUGGCUCUCAUCUCUGUGUGGUUUCUUUGUACUAUGGUGCCAUCAUUGGACUAUAUUUUGUUCCCUCAUCUAAUAACACUAAUGACCAAGAUGCAAUUGUAGCUGUGAUGUACACUGUGGUCAUACCCAUGCUGAAUCCCUUUAUUUAUAGUCUGAGGAAUCAGGAAAUGAUAAGAGCACUGAAAAAUAUUCUCAGCAGAAGACUGUGUUCACAGUGA
Apodemus sylvaticus (European woodmouse) is the source of this 1437-nucleotide messenger RNA. RefSeq names its product olfactory receptor 50-like. The record is from RefSeq and is a predicted model, not a curated record. Gene Ontology annotation, biological process: G protein-coupled receptor signaling pathway. Gene Ontology annotation, molecular function: olfactory receptor activity; G protein-coupled receptor activity. The transcript is spliced from 2 exons. NCBI's taxonomy places the organism in Eukaryota, Metazoa, Chordata, Mammalia, Rodentia, Muridae. Bases 1 to 1437 code for a protein of 478 amino acids. Gene Ontology annotation, cellular component: membrane.